Molecule: messenger RNA, 2598 nt
Organism: Darwinula stevensoni
Lineage: Eukaryota; Metazoa; Arthropoda; Ostracoda; Podocopida; Darwinulidae
Source: the annotation of a GenBank genome assembly
GGGGAAGGCGGAGGGGGCUCCAUCUGGACUCGUGGUGGGAGUCGCGCUGUGUUCUCGAUAUCGUCGUUUCGGAUAAGUCGUCUCGUUCCUUUAGGCCCGACGUUAAUGAAAGCCGCGGGGAUCGGUUGGCCGAAACCCGGGAUUCGGGAUGUUCACGCUGUUGUACGGUCUCUGGAAGUGGAUUUUCCGGAAGGAUGAGUAUUUCAUACUCAUCUUGGGAUUGGAUAAUGCAGGGAAGACAACUUACUUGGAGCAGACAAAGACUCGUUUCACCAAGAACUAUAAGGCCCUUCCUCCAAACAAGGUCACAGCAACUGUGGGGUUGAACAUUGGGAAGGUGGACACACUUGGGGUGCGCCUUAACUUCUGGGACUUAGGUGGACAAGAGGAACUUCAGUCCCUUUGGGAUAAAUAUUAUGCUGAAUGCCAUGCCAUCAUCUAUGUAAUUGAUGCUUCAGACAGGUCACGGUUGGCUGAAUCAAAAGCAGCAUUUGACCAAAUGAUCAAGAGUGAGCAUUUGAUUGGAGUACCAUUGCUGAUUUUGGCAAACAAGCAGGACAUACCUGACUGCAUGGGUGUACGAGAAGUGAAGCCUGUGUUUGCAGACAGUGGAGAUUUGAUAGGUCGAAGGGAUUGUUUGGUUAUGCCUAUCUGUGCGUUAAAUGGAGAAGGGGUAGAAGAAAGUAUACAAUGGUUGACUGACUGUGUCUUACGCAAUAGCACAAUCAGGCCUCCUAAGGAAGAUAAAGAAUGAAGAUAUUAAUCAUUAUUCCAUGCACACUUGAGCAAGUACAGGAGUUCUGAAUUUAGCUCUAUCUGGACUGCAGAGACAACCAUGGUCAGGUUUCUCCAUAAUAAUUCACAGGACAACCCCCCCCCCCCUCCCCUUCCUAUCCAUCAUUGAUAGGCAGAGAUCCAUCAUGAAGUGAAGUAACUGAGGCAAAAUGGGAAAGUCUAAAAGGGAAAGCAUCCAUUGUCAUCAGUUUGAUAAAAGGCUUUGAGUUCCAAUUUAUGGAUUUAUUUUGUUUUCUUUCAUUCCACAUUUCUGAAUAUGAGAAAGAGUGGCAGCACUGCAAUCAAGGUUGAUGAAUGAGGCUCUCUCCCUCUCCUCUUCCACAGAAUCAACCUAAGUGAUGAAAUGUACCAUAGCAGUCCUGUCAGAUUUUCACCCCUUUGCUGCUUUUCUCCAGUUCAUUUUCUGCUGAGCCCAUGAAGGCCAUUCUUUCACACUAUUUAUAAGAGGAUGAAGGGUUAAUGAUGGUUAUUAGUGUUGAAACAACAAAAGGCUUAAAUCCUGGCUAAACAAUGAUAUUGUUUUACCAGGAUUCAACAUUUUUCGGGUACUGCUACAUUAUGUGGGCAUGAGGAAGAAAGUAGCACAAUUCAGAUUGGAUUGACAUUAAAAAACAUGACAUUGGAUUGACAUUAACAAGAAAAGAAUGGCCUCAAUGUUAAUCAUCUUUUGAAGCCACAACCCCUUUUUUUUUUCAAGUUUUCCUGUAUUAUCGCAAGCAUAUUAUGUAAAGUAUUUUAUUUAAUUGAGAUCUGGCAUUCAGUUUCCAUGGGUUCUGAUUCUGUUUGGUGUAUUCAUCAAGUUUCCCCUUUGGCACCUGUGAUGCAAAGUUUGUUCAUGAGCUUUACCCCUUUUCCUUUUAGGUAGUUUUUUCUAUACUGGUUGGAUAUUGGUGGUGUUGAGUAUUGAGAAUGUAUUUUUGAUGUUCUUGCUCAAUUUACCUACUGUUUCUUUUUCUUAAUUGCACAAAUUGCUGUGAUAUGUUGAGUGGAAGUGCAGAAGAACGUGGAGUAUGACUGCCUUUGUGCCCUGGAAUGAGGUAUGUUCUUUUUUUUCCUCCUGCUCAGAUGGUCAAAGAUGAAUGUUUGUCUAACAUGCAGGAUGCCAACUGCUGGUCUGACCUAGAAAGUCUCCUUAUAAAAUUUUUUUCCACACAAUAUUUCCCCCCUCCUUUUAUAGAAAUUUUGCAAAUAUGAUCUACUCUUUUAGUUACUGUCAACUCAAUUGAGAUAAGUGCAUGAAACCUGUUGUCAUUCAAAUUUCAAAUAUAUAUCUGUUCAUGAGAUACCUGGAGGCAUGGGCACCACUUGGACAAGUUAACCCAAUUGUCCUUAUGGAAACCAAUGUAGCAUUUUCUUAUAUCAGCUGCUGUAGCAAUGAAUAUUGAGAAGAGAGAUUUCUUUUAGGCUUAUGAAAGUAAUAUCCAAAAAGAAGACUGGCCAUGAUAGAAAUUGUGAUUGGGAGGACUAAAGAUUCCAGCAUGUUUGUGUUGAGGGGAUGUAGCCGACUCCAGUGAGGGUGCCAAGACUUGUAAACUCAUCUAUAAUUACUAUAAUUACUCAUCUAUAAUUACAUAGUGAUUGCAAUUUAAUAUUGAUGCUUUCUUUUUUGCUUUGACUCUGUUUUUUGUUAAAAUUUGUAUUAUAGUAGUUAAAGUUGAACCCUCUUAACUAUUUCAUAGUAAGUAUAUAUUGGAAUAGAAAAAAAAAAGCUUGUUAUCCCCUUUGCUUAUUAAUAUCACAUUGCCACAUUGUCAGAAAUAAUUAAUUCUUAAAUGGGACAUAGAUUUCACCAUGCACAAGGAU